AGGAGUUGAACAUCACUUGAACCUGCAGAAAACGGGGGACCCCUUGCCUUAGCCUGGACCUGCAGCAUCAUGGUUUCCCAUUUCACAAGCUGUCUCAGUGCGCUGGCCACCCUCCUGCUGCUUGGUUCUCAGCUUGUUUGCCCACAGUCCUCUACUGAACACAGAAAGGUCCCACAACGGAUGGCCAUGGCAGAGGGAACCCCAGAGGACAGUGGUGGUGGCUCUCCAGGAGUUUGGGGCUCUUGGGGCCCCUGGUCUGCCUGCUCGCGCAGCUGCAGUGGCGGUGUGAUGGAGCAGACGCGGCCCUGUUUGCCCAGCUCCUACCGCAGUCGUGGAGGUUCGCGACCCGGUGGUCCCACGCUGCCCUUCACUGGCCAUGUCGUGUCAGCCAUACGCACCUCAGUACCACUGCAUCGAAAUCGUGAGGAGCAACGUGCCCCGGUUGGCUCUGAUGCCAGCCGCCCAGGCCCCACAGUGGUGCGAGGCAGCCGCCACCCACAGGCCCGGGGCCGAGAACCCUCAGAGAGAAGGAGCAGGACCCGAGGUCCCAUCGGCCCUGGCAAGUACGGUUAUGGGAAGGCUCCCUACAUUUUACCACUGCAGACGGAUACCAUGCAUACUCCGCAGAGGCUUCGGAGACAAAGACCUUCAUCCCGGCAUUCCAGGUCCCAGGAGGCUUCUGCUUCUAGGCAGGGCUACAGGCCACCAGCCCACCAGUUCUCCCACAGUGGACCUCUCUACCAAAGUGACAGCGGCCCUCGUUCUGGACUGCCGGCUUCUGAGGCCUCUAUCUAUCAGCUGCCUUUGACUCAUGAGCAAAGCUAUCCUGCAGCUCCAGGUCUCUACCACAGUCCGGAAUUGAGCAGCAACAGCGGUGCCAGGCCCCAGGGCUCAGCUCAGGCCUUUCCCCAGCAUCUGCGGUCUACAGCCAUCUCGUGCAUUGGGGCCUAUCGGCAGUACAAACUGUGCAACACCGACGCAUGUCCGGAAAGUGGUAGAAGUAUCCGGGAGGUCCAGUGUGCAUCCUACAACAACAAGCCAUUCAUGGGCCGGUUUUAUGAAUGGGAACCAUUUGCAGAAGUAAAGGGCAAUCGCAAGUGUGAAUUGAACUGCCAAGCAACCGGCUACCGUUUCUAUGUGCGACAAGCUGAGAAGGUCAUUGAUGGCACCCCCUGUGAUCAGAAUGGUACAGCCAUCUGUGUCUCGGGACAGUGCAAGAGCAUUGGCUGUGAUGACUUCCUGGGCUCCGACAAGGUCGUGGACAAGUGUGGGGUGUGCGGAGGCGACAACACAGGCUGCCAGGUGGUGUCGGGAGUGUUCAAACAUGCCCUCACCAGCCUGGGCUACCACCGUGUCGUCGAGAUUCCCCAAGGAGCCACGAAAAUUAACAUUACAGAGAUGCACAAGAGCAACAACUAUUUGGCCUUGCGAAGCCGCUCUGGCCGCUCCAUCAUCAACGGGAACUGGGCAAUUGAUCGCCCGGGGAAGUACGAGGGCGGAGGGACGAUGUUCACCUACAAACGACCCAAUGAGAUCUCCAGCACUGCCGGGGAGUCCUUUUUGGCUGAAGGUCCCACCAAUGAGAUCCUGGAUGUCUAUAUGAUACACCAGCAGCCCAACCCAGGAGUCCACUAUGAGUACGUGAUCAUGGGGAACAAUGCCAUCAGCCCACAGGCACCUCCCCACAGAAGACCAGGAGAACCCUUCAAUGGGCAGUUGGAAGCAGAAGACAGACGCCUGGAAGACAGAGACGACCAGGACAAGAACCAGGAGAAGGAAGAGUCACAUGCCGAGGCCCCCGAGGUACUGACUUCCGCAUCUUCACACACGCAGACCUUCCCCGUCAGGCAUCCUGACAGAUUCCCUGCCCACCGACCGGACAACUUGGUGCCACCAGCACCACAGCCCCCCAGGAGAAGCCGGGACCACAACUGGAAGCAGCUGGGGACAACAGAAUGUUCCACCACCUGUGGGAAAGGAUCACAGUACCCGAUCUUCCGCUGUGUGCACAGAAACACACAUGAGGAGGUUCCCGAGAGCUACUGCGACUCCAGCAUGAAGCCAACCCCGGAGGAGGAACCCUGCAACCUCUUCCCCUGCCCAGCCUUCUGGGACAUCGGGGAGUGGUCUGAGUGCAGCAAAACCUGCGGCCUGGGCAUGCAACACCGCCAGGUUCUGUGCCGCCAGGUGUAUGCCAACCGCAGCCUGACAGUACAGCCCUACCGCUGCCAGCACCUGGAGAAGCCUGAGACCACCAGCACCUGCCAGCUCAAGAUCUGCAGCGAGUGGCAGAUUCGGACCGACUGGACCUCGUGCUCGGUGCCCUGUGGCGUGGGGCAGCGGACCCGCGACGUGAAGUGCGUAAGCAACAUCGGGGAUGUGGUGGAUGACGAGGAGUGCAACAUGAAGCUCCGACCGAAUGACAUCGAGAACUGUGACCUGGGGCCCUGCGCCAAGAGCUGGUUCCUUACAGAAUGGAGUGACAGGUGCUCAGCCGAGUGUGGGGCUGGCGUGAGGACUCGCACAGUCGUGUGCAUGACCAACCACGUCAGCAGCCUGCCUUUGGAAGGCUGCGGGAACAACAGGCCGGCAGAGACUACACCGUGUGACAAUGGGCCCUGCACAGGCAAGGUGGAGUGGUUCUCCGGCAGCUGGAGUCAGUGUUCUGUUGAGUGUGGCAGUGGGACACAGCAGAGGGAAGUGAUCUGUGUUAGGAAGAAUGCAGACAUCUUUGAAGUGCUAGACCCUUAUGAGUGUUCAUUCCUGGAGAAGCCUCCGAGCCAGCAGGCCUGCCACCUCAAGCCUUGUGGAGCUAAAUGGUUUAGCACAGAAUGGAGCAUGUGCUCCAAGAGCUGUCAGGGCGGGUUCCGGGUCCGGGAAGUGCGGUGUCUGUCAGAUGACAUGACCCCCGGUAGUCUCUGCGAUCCCCAGUUGAAACCAGAAGAGAGAGAAUCCUGUAACCCUCAGGACUGUGUCCCUGAAGUUGACGGAAACUGCAAGGACAAGUACUACAACUGCAAUGUGGUGGUCCAGGCGCGCCUCUGUGUCUACAACUACUACAAGACCGCCUGCUGUGCCUCCUGCACCCGCGUGGCCAACAGACACACAGGCUUCCUGGGAAGUCGAUAACACUCCUGCUCCCCUGCGGCUGCAAGCAGUGCACCUGACUGGCCGGUGCUCCGCCAGGGACCCCCACUCUCACCUUCAUAAAGCGUACCACCUGGUACCCAGGAUGCUAGAACGCCCUUUGAGCAUCACUCUGUCCUGAUGACGCCCUUCCUUGGGAACUGGCACCUGCUAAUGGGGCCUACUGAAAACCAAGCAGUCACAUGCAUGCAGCUCUCAUCCCAACUUCAGGCUUGCUGUCAUCCAGGUCAGCAACUGGACCACUGACCCGGCACAGCCUCCUUCCUGGUACUACUGGCCUGUCCAGAAUUAGCACCCCUUUGGAAAGUCAAGAGAGGAAAGCACCCCAUCCUACGUCACCAACAAACCUUACUGAGACCUGUGCAUUCAUGUUACCUCAGCCAGCCGUGCCUGUCACCAUUCUUAAGGACAAUAGACUGUUUCCUGCCUCAGGACAGAGGUAUCCCACAGUAGAGUGCUCUCUUGUUUAGCAGGUACAUACAUUCUCAGACCUUAGCUCACUGGAGGCCAUGGUGUCCCAGAACGGGAAGCAGGGGUUGAAUAAGUGCUCCUACUUGACAAGGAACUGAGGCUCAACUCAGAUAACUGAGCUGGCCAUUUUAUGCCAGGGCUGAGUGCCUACCUCAGAUGCCUGAGCAUAACCUCACCCCACAGCGCCUCCAGUGGCCAGCCUGGGGCCUGUCCACUGGCCUAUAGUCUGAAGAAUGACCGGGGCUUCCUAUUGGACCAGGGGGUCGAGUUGUAUUUUAUGAACGGAGCCCAAGCUUCUGAAGCCCUUCCUCUAUCCCCAAGUGCUGCUUCACCCAAGUAUUUAGUCCUUUCAAGAUGUCUGCACCCCGUUCCCCUUCCCUAAGUCACAGCUCCUGCUGACAGGACUCUGUGGUGUUUGCUAAGUUCUGUCCUCAACAGAACUUUCCCACAAGACAAGAAAGCCACAGGGAAAGCAAGAAUGUGGCCAGGGAUUUUCUGGGGCACUCUGGAGCUGGAACAAAUUCCCAAAUCCCACAAGCUUUAGUUCUGCCAUCUCUCCUGGGUUCUCUGUGGCGUACCCCCUGCUGGAAAGCCAAGCCAGCAGUCCCAGGAAAGCUCGACGUUGCAAUAGGAGGAGUCUUAUUUGGGCCUUAUGAGUUGAUUAAAGGGUUUCUUGCUGGUAGUCUCACAUCCCUCCCUACUCUCCCUCCCCUUUCUCCCUCCUGUUCCCCUGUGACUCAUGACUCUUACUUCCCACAAGACUUGAUCAUCAAGAUCAGUUUUAAUGAUGCGGGUCUUAGAGAAGGAGCUCCGAAACCCUUCCCAUCUUCACUGACACACUUUAGCCGACUGUAAUUCCAGAGGCCCCAGGCCUGAAGGGACUCGGUGCAUAUUGAAAGAUGAACCAUCUCUGGAGGUCAGGGGAGACAAUUAAGAGGAAUAUUCUUUUCUUAAAAAUUGUAAACUUACAGAAAUUGUCUUGUUUCGGGUCCUGGGCAUGUUUCUCUUAAAGCAGGCACGUACCGUAUCACAGGGUCCCUCCAUGAGCUCAUUACCUGCCCCAGCCAGCGUGGCAAUUGUUCCCAGCCAUGGGGCUAAUGUCGCCUGUCUGGUCUGACACACUCUGUCAGGAUCACUGACUUUGGCUUUCUGUGAGUAUCUCCAGCAUCUCUCUCUGCUUGGGAAGCUGGGCACCACAUCCAUCAGCAGCUCCACCUCUCCUCGUGUUCUAUGGCAUGUAGACUCACAGCCUGGCAGAGACUGUGCCAACCAUGCUAAACACCAGGAGAAGCCAUUACACACGCAGUUUCUGUCCAGUUUCCUCCCUGCUCCUCUCACUGCGUGCUUUUGCCUGUCCCAGGUAACCUUUCCUUCAUGCAGCCAUUGUCACCUUGCUGGACAAGCCAGUCAUCUGAAGAAUUCACUGGAAGGUGUUCGUGGCAUGCCAGAGGGUAAGGCCUGCAAUAUCUGUUGGUUAAAGCAAAGCCUGGCAUUAGCUCCCGGGAAGGAAAAUGUCCUAGCAUCUGAAGCCACCCAGCGUAAGGCUAAUCUUACAACUAUGUCCUGGUUUCUUCCAUCUUCCAUCGUCUGCAUGGCUUUCUCCCUUCCGUAGUGUGUGCAGCAGGGCCCUGGGGAUCCCCAGUGAUCACCAGGGAGGGGACACCAGUCCCUGCAGAUGAUCCUUUAUCUGCCAUCCCCUUCUCGAGCCACUCCACAUCCCCUUUAUUGACUGUGACGUGGAACCGAAACAUAUUACAAAACUGAUUUCCUACCCCCCACCCCGUGUGCCAGAGGCCACAUCCCUAGCUCUGAGUGAAAAAUUGGAUAAAUUAAAGCUACUGUGUAGUCUUUCUCAACAAAAAUCAGCAAAGCCCCAAAUUAAAAGUCUGUGCUGAUUGUCUUCCACUCACUGGAAGAAGAACCUUCCUUGCAGCCCCUGCGGAAUCUUUUCGGUUCACCUUCCAGGGCCUGCAGGAAAUAUGCUACCCGACCACUAGAGGGAGCCGUUCUCUGCUCGUAAACCAUGUUCACCCUAUUAAGAAGCCAGAGGAGCUCUGCUCAGCAUCUCUCAGUGGUACAGGGAGGGAGUUCUCAUAACUGCCCCAGCUGCUCCUUUGCAUUACUUCUUCUCAGCCCAGGAUUUCUGUGUUUUAUCUUCCCGUCUUGCUUUUAGUACGCUCCAUCUGUUUGUUCUCUAAGCGUUUACACCCAUCACUCUCUCUAGAGGACUGGAAAAUGGAAGAUGCUAGCUCAACUUGUUGUGUGGUGUGGAGAACUCUAGAUACUGCUAACACCUGUCCAAGAUAGUCUCCUCAUUUAUUAAUAGCUGUCUUAGAGUUGGCAUAUUAGUUUUCCCAUGUGAGGAACAAAAUGAAAGACUACAUUGCAACAGGGUGAUGACCUGCCAGUCCUGCAGCGGGAGACCAGCGUCUGAUCCUUGACAGAUGAACAUUGCGUGUGUAGCCUGGAUGUCUUAGCAGAAGACUGGCCGAUGCCCUGGCCAUGGAGAGCCAAGAGCCAGAGCAAGAAGAGUCUAAAAGAUUUAUAAAGGAAAUUAAAAAAAAAAAAAUAAGAAGUAAAGAGAAAGCCCAGACCUCAACAGUUCCCUGGAAAACGGCUAAAGUCCUACCUUUGUAUUAAAAGAAUAACUGUUUAAUCAAACAAUGACAGAAAGGGAAGAAUUUCAGCUAAGAUCAAUGUCAGUCAGGAACGUGGGGAGGAAGAGGCAAGAUAUAACUGACCCCGGGACUAGCAAGUUAGCUCGAUUGACAAAGUGCCGAGACAAAGACUGAGCCCAGGUCGCAGAACCCACAUGCAAAAAACCAGAUGUGAUGUACUCACUUGUAAUCCCAGCAUGGGAGAGGCAGAGACAGGUGGAUCCCUCCCUGGGGCUCAGUAGCUGGCCAGCCCAACCUAUUGGGCAAGCUCCAGGCCAGUGAGAGACCGUGUCAUAAAAAACAUUGUGGAUGACACCUGAAGCCCAACAGUCAAUGUCCUCUGACCUCCACAGGCAUACACAUACCUGUGUAUAUGUAUCUGUAUAUGCCAUGCCAUAAGCCACCAAGGCCAAAGAGGAAACAUAGAUGGGAGUCGUGGCACAUGUGUCUGUAGGAAGACAAUGCUCAUAUGUAACGUUCAGGUGUGGUUUCCAAUCCCGAUAAAGAGGACAGACUCUUAGAGCCAGUGUGGUGGACUUCUGAGGUGUGACAUUGCAGAAGAGACACCACGAGAACCCUCAGUGAAACAGAAUAGCAAAGUUCUGCAAGCUGAUGUAGAUCUAUGGAGGCAGGGCUACUGGGGACAGUCACCCCUUAGGGGUGGCAGCUGAGACAGGACAGGUGUGUCAGGAUGUGGGAAGGGAUCAGAUAUCUUUCUCAGAAACUUGCUACUCAAGGUCAUCUCCAAGUCCAGGGUUUGGUGGCUCUCCAAGUGGCACAGCUCUGGGUGGUGCAUCUGCUUAGACACAGCAAGUGACAGCUGCUACCACCUUGUCACCAUCUGAAACCCAUUUGUGCCCCUUCCUGUGAACAGCAUGUGAUCUCAUAUGGCAGCCACUGGCAACCUAGUCAGAGCCAUCCCCACAUCUGCUUCACAAAGGGGCACAGGGACAUGGGGGGCAGCUGACUGCCUGCCUGCCUGCCUGCCUGGAGUCAUAUGUCUCCAUGGAGGCCGCUUUGACUAGUCUCUUUUGUAAACAUCUUUCCUUGCUGACAAAGAGUAACCCUCUACCCCAAACCAUCCUUUAUGUCUGGAUCCUUGUUCCAGUGGGAUACCCCAUCACGUUGUGGAAAGUAACCCCAAGAAUGUGGAAGCCCCCCGCCUCCUGAGAGGAUGAGCCCCUGGCCUGAGUGAGAGACAAAUCCAUUCUGUCAUACCCACUAACUCUCCCCUUCCUGCCCCCCCAGCCCCCCAACAUCCACCCGACAGAAGGAUAUACUUUGCUAUAACUUAUUAUUCUGUUCUCUGUAAAUACAAGAUGUUUAUAGGAAAAGUGUAUUCUGAACUAUAUCUGCAGAGUGACUCGUGACACCAAAAUAGUUCUGUUUAUUUAGAAUAUGUUCAUUGUUAAAGGGACCCAAUAGGUAUUUAUUUACAUAUGCCAUCCAUAUUUUCAUAAAAUCAUUUGAUCAUACUAACCCAGCCUCCUGGUAUAUGGCUGCACCACGGUGUCUUAUGCUAAGUCAAUCCUGAUAGUCAUUUAGUACAGUGAUUGGCUAAACUUUUGGAAGGUUUUUUUUUUGUUGUUUUUUUUUUUCCGAGACAGGGUUUCCCCAUAGCUUUUGGUUCCUGUCCUGGAACUAGUUCUUGUAGACCAGGCUGGCCUUGAACUCACAGAGAUCCGCCUGCCUCUGCCUCCCGAGUGCUGGGAUUAAAGGCGUGUGCCACCACUGCCUGGCAAACUUUUGGAAAUUUAAGAUCAAAUAUAACUGACCCUGCUUUUGACAUAUUCAGGGGUUCCUCCGCCAGUAUUGUGCCUAAGAUUGCCACCUUUCUGUCUUAAAUAUUCUAUUUUUUUUUCAUACAAUCUGCCCUUUCCUCACACCCAAACACUGAGAGAAGGGCAGGCAGCUUGUGUUUCUCUUCCCUUCUCAGUGUGGCCCACUGUUAGCUUCACUGGGCUCAUGCCUCAGGUCAGAGCUGUAGACAACCUGAGCUGAAGGGGCUGUGAGAGGCUUGGGGGCUUGUGGCAGCCUCUCAGCUCUGAUGACCAACCCCAAGGUCCCUGUUGGGGGCUCCUGGGGUCAGGGCCUGAAGGCUGACCUGUGGAUUGCAGAGCCCGGAGUGAGAAGCCCACUGGGGAACUGAGGACAACACUAGUCUGUGUCUCCUUUACAGUGUUAAAUUAUUAUGGAAGGAGGAGACGAGCAGAAGGUGAAUUAUAUGAGCAAAUAUGGGCUGUUUUCAGCACUAUUUUGUGUACAACUAAUUUAUUUUUAUUGUAAAAAAUACAAUA
This is a messenger RNA of Chionomys nivalis (European snow vole), 8572 nucleotides long. It is a transcript of the gene Thsd4, whose product is annotated as thrombospondin type 1 domain containing 4. Gene Ontology annotation, cellular component: extracellular matrix. Bases 70 to 3129 code for a protein of 1019 amino acids. Lineage: Eukaryota; Metazoa; Chordata; Mammalia; Rodentia; Cricetidae. Gene Ontology annotation, biological process: extracellular matrix organization. Gene Ontology annotation, molecular function: metalloendopeptidase activity. The record is from RefSeq and is a predicted model, not a curated record. The transcript has 17 exons.